Nematolebias whitei (Rio pearlfish) is the source of this 1887-nucleotide messenger RNA. It is a transcript of the gene snw1, whose product is annotated as SNW domain containing 1. The record is from RefSeq and is a predicted model, not a curated record. The transcript has 14 exons. Gene Ontology annotation, biological process: mRNA splicing, via spliceosome. Gene Ontology annotation, cellular component: spliceosomal complex. Bases 17 to 1630 code for a protein of 537 amino acids. Lineage: Eukaryota; Metazoa; Chordata; Actinopteri; Cyprinodontiformes; Rivulidae.
CUACGGAAAAAAGAAAAUGUCUCUAGUGAGCUUUUUACCAGCGCCAACACAGCUGUCGCAGGACCAGCUGGAAGCAGAGGAGAGGCUUCGCGCCCAGAAGUCCUACUCCACCGCUCUGGUCUCGUCCCGCAGAGAGCCCCCGCCAUAUGGGCACAGGAAAGGCUGGGUGCCCCGCGCCCUGGAGGACUUUGGAGAUGGAGGAGCUUUCCCAGAGAUCCAUGUGGCCCAGUUUCCUCUGGAGAUGGGCAGGAAGAGGAAAACCUCCAAUGCCUUGGCAGUGCAAGUAGAUGCAGAAGGGAAAAUCAAAUAUGAUGCCAUCGCCAGACAAGGACAGGGAAAGGAUAAGGUGAUCUUUAGCAAGUACACUGACCUGCUUCCAAAGGAGGUUCUUAAUCAAGAUGCUCAAGAACUGCAGAGGCCUGACGAGGAGUCCGUACAAGAGCUGACAGAGAAAACGCGUGCUGCCCUAAGCAAGCAGGUGUCUCAGAAGAUUGCUGCUGCCAUGCCUGUUCGAGCUGCAGACAAACAAGCUCCUGCACAGUACAUCAGAUACACCCCGUCCCAGCAGGGAGUGGCUUUUAAUUCUGGAGCCAAGCAGAGGGUGAUCCGUAUGGUGGAAAUGCAGAAAGAUCCCAUGGAGCCUCCCCGUUUCAAAAUCAACAAGAAGAUUCCCAGAGGGCCUCCAUCACCUCCCGCCCCUGUUAUGCACUCACCAAGCAGAAAGAUGACGGUCAAGGAGCAGCAAGAGUGGAAGAUCCCUCCGUGCAUUUCCAACUGGAAGAAUGCAAAGGGGUACACCAUCCCUCUGGACAAACGUUUAGCUGCUGAUGGACGGGGUCUGCAAACAGUCCACAUCAAUGAAAACUUUGCGAAACUGGCCGAGGCGCUCUAUAUUGCAGACAGAAAGGCCAGAGAGGCAGUGGAGAUGCGAGCUCAGGUAGAAAAGAAGAUGGCUCAGAAAGAGAAGGAGAAGAAGGAGGAGAAGCUCAGAGAGCUGGCUCAAAUGGCUCGAGACCAACGAGCGGGGAUUAGGAGCCACGGUGACAAAGCUGGUGGUGAGGACAGCGAGGCCAGGGAGCGUGACAUGAUCCGCACCGUCAGAAAGAAGGACCGACAGCACGACAAGAACAUUUCCAGGGCUGCUCCCGAUAAGAGGUCAAAGUUACAAAGGGAUCAGGACAGAGACAUCAGUGAGCUCAUUGCUUUGGGCAAACCCAACCCUCGUACCACCAGCGAAGCUCAGUACGACCAGCGGCUCUUCAAUCAGAGCAAGGGAAUGGACAGUGGUUUUGCUGGUGGUGAAGAUGACACAUACAAUGUGUACGAUAAGCCAUUCAACAGUGGCAGAGACAUGGCCUCCAACAUCUACAGGCCCAGCAAGAACAUAGACAAAGAUGCCUACUCAGAUGACUUUGACUCACUUAUGAAGAACAACAGGUUUGCUCCUGACAAAGAGUUCUCUGGUGCCGAGCACGGGCAGAAGAGAGAUGGACCGGUCCAGUUCGAGGAGGAUCCCUUCGGUCUGGACAAGUUCUUGGAGCAGGCCAAGCAGCACGGCGGCUCCAAGAGGCCGUCCACCAGCACCCGCUCCAAAGACGACUACCACGACAAGAAACGCAGGAAGGAGUGAGACGAGCUCCGAGCAGAAUCAGUUUGUGACGGCGUUUUCAAGAAGAGUGUCUCAACUGUUCAAUAUGGGUCUGUCUUCAAACAGAAAGGAAAAAGGUCUUUUUCUUGUGGCUCUUGAAUCUGCGUAGAACAUUUCUGUAAUAAAGGCAAGUUAAAUAUGAAACAAAUUGGUCAAAAUAACUGAAGCUAUCCUGUAUUUUUAUCCUCUACACGUAUGUUCUAGUAGAUUUUUGUACAUAUAUUAAAGAACCCCAACAA